AUAACCACGUGGGGGAGUGGACGGUCAGAUCCAGCAUCAAUGUUCCGGGGCUCGAGGGAUUUCUCGCCUUCCCGACGCUUCGGCCCUCGGGCCCCCUCGCCUUUAUAAUGCUCUAGAAUUCCACUUCACUUCCCUUUACCGUCUCCAUCAUCAGCCAAGUCUCUCUCUUUUCUAGAACAGUGCUAAGCUUUCCUUGGUGAAAUUCUUCAAGAGUCAUUCUUCCAGCGAUCUUGCAGUCCUCCGAGGUUAGUUUCGUUCUUUUUACUUUCGGCAGGCUUCCAUUUACCCUCUUGUAGAUUCUUCUAUCACUUCCACCAUGGUUGUAGAUCUGGAUGUUCUUCGUAUGAGACUUAGACUUCCUGACAACAUCGAAGUUAGGGUUUGCCCCCAAGACGUUAACAUUACGACCGGCGCCGGCCUCCUGCCCGGCGAAGUCUUAUUCACGAACCUUCAAUUGAAUGUUGUUAGGUUCCCUCUGCACCCUUUCUUUAGUUAUGUCUUCAAUAGAUUGGGGAUAUCCCCUCUGCAGGUCAACCCCAACUUCUUUAGAAUCAUAUCUGUUAUGCUCUUGUUGAUGCGUGACAGAAAUCUGGACCUCGACCUCAUAGACCUCCUUCUGUGCUAUAAGGUGAGUAAGAUCCGUAUUAACGAGCCCUUCUACCACCUCUACCCGUUCGAGAAGAUGUCCAUAUGUACUGACACAAUAAAAUCUGAAAAGGGUUGGAGGGAUAGCAUAGUGGGCAUUAGUGGGGCUUGGUCUUCGCCGGCUGCAGAGGGUUACCCAAUCCCGAGCGCCUUUGGUGUCUGCUCUGUCUCCUCCUAUAAAAAAUUCAAAUCCCAUAAACAUGACUGCCCCUGUGAAACAUGCGUUCCUCGUUUUUGCACUUACUUAUGCCGCUCCUUGGGAAUACCUUGUGAUGACUUGAGCUAUAGUGUUUGCAGGGAUAGGAGUAACUACUUGAAGAGAUACGUUCUGAACGAUAUUCCUUCCUGCUCAGAUCUCCUCACUUCAGACAACCUCUUAGCGCUAUCAUCACUCGGCUACAACAUGAGCAGACUUCAGAUUCCCUCUUUUGGCAGGAGGAAAAAUACUCCCCCAGCCACUCCUGCUGCUGGGGCGACCUCCUCUCCAGCGUCAGCUUCUUCUUCAGCCACCAUAUCUGACACUGUCCCGAGCGCAGUGGCUACUAACCCUGUUGCCAGCGCCCCUGCUGCCAACCAGAACGCGCCCUCCCCAGCUACCAUAGCUCCUGCUGCUGCGGGGGGCGGUCGGGACAAAGAACGAGGCAAAAGGCCUCAUCCUGACAGUGAAAUCGAUCCUGAGGAGGAGCCUCUCAUUAGAAGGACCCGGGUCUCUGGGCCGGGUACUCUCUUGCACCGAGCGAUCAGAGCUCCUUCUCCCUCUGGGCCUCCUGCAGCUGGUGGCUCUGCUUCUGCUUCAGGCCCCCCUUCUAUCCCCAGCUUACCGCCAUGGGCCCCUCGGUACACCCGAACGGAUGGGACGUUCGUGAAACCGAACGAGACCAUGCUGAAGGAUGGCCAGACCGCUAUGGCCUACUACAGGAGCAUGUGGACUCCGAAGGACCUUGAGGCGGCAAAGGGCCUUUCCCAGAAGGACGUGUUCAGUCGCUUUCCCCAAUCUGCUAUGGAGACAUUGUUCGGGAUGAUGGCCAUGCAGAAGCAGGUGGAGAUGGGGAACGCCAGGGCCCGAAAGUAUUCUGACAGCCUGGAGGUGGCUAAUAAAGAAAACGACCUCCUUGCCAUGAAGAAUACCGAGGUGCUGGUUCGGCUUGACAAAGCCGAGCAAGAGAGAGAUGUCCUGAAGAAGGAGAAUGAUUCCCUUCAGGAUGAGAAGGACGCCCUCCAGCUUGAGAAGAGCGUCUGGCAGACUGAGCGGGAAUCAAUUAGAGAAGAGAAGGCAGAACUCCAGCGCCUUCUAGCUGAUGAACAGUCUGCUCGGAUGGCUUUUGAAAAAAGAGCUCUGGACGAGCGUACCGCUCUGAUCGACGCGAUCAGCAGAGUGGGUGGUGGGAUGCUGGCCCUUCACGCUCGGUUCUCCAGGGUCGGUGCUCUUCGGUAUGCUCAAGGAUUCCGGGAAGGUUUCGCCGACCGGGUUCCGGAUGAGGGACAGACCAGCUCCACUCCGGAUGAGGUAGACAAGGAUCUGGGGAUCGAACCUCUGGGGGUCUAUGUCGACCCAGAACCCACCGAAGCGGAACGUAUAUUUGAUGAGUGCCAGGACAUCGCAUCCUCAAGGAUCAUCACAGCUCCUCCUACCGCUCUGCCACUGACCGCUCCCCAAUCGUCAACCGUGGUUCCUUCUAUAGCCACUGCUGACGCUGAACCCCAGCCGAACGAUUCAGUCAUUCACCUUGAUUCCCCACCUCAUGAAGGUGAGGCGGCUGAUGGGGCCGAGGAGGCGAGUCGGCACGACCAGGAUGCUGUUGGUACUGAGGCGUCUAGCUAGGGCUCCUUCGAAUUCUUCUAUUUCAUAUCUUCUUGUAAUGAUGGACAUCUCUCUUUUGUAAACUCAAUGUUCAAUAUUAAUGAAAUGA
Molecule: messenger RNA, 2555 nt
Organism: Cornus florida
Lineage: Eukaryota; Viridiplantae; Streptophyta; Magnoliopsida; Cornales; Cornaceae
Exons: 2
Coding region: 317-2467 (716 amino acids)
Source: RefSeq, a predicted model, not a curated record